UAAGCACAAGUACUGCUCUUCUUGCAAAUAUUUUUCGUUACAUAUUAGGCUGGGCAGUGACCACUACUGACACAGUUGAAUCAAAUUGAAUGGGACAUGCAGAUAUUAUCCAAAUUAUCCAAAAAUGUCACACAUUGACUCCCCUAGAAGUCAUAGAACUAACUAUAAUGCAUAAUUGCCAAUGUGAUGGAACGCCCAUGGUUUCGUGGCAUUUCGUGGUGCCUUCUUCUGCCUUGGCUAGUGUCACCAUCUUCUCAUCGGUUGAUACAUCCAAAGGCGAGAGAACAAGAAGCCGGCGAUGAAUCCAAGAAGUAAUAAACAGACAAAAUUCUCAACUAUAUUAGCUCGAAUCCGCCGCAUCGAGCAAUCUCCCCCUCGCAUUGCCUCCUUCGAUCGAUCAAUCAACGGCGACAAUGUCGCACGGCGGCGGCGGCGGCCAGCCGUCGUGCGCCGCGGUGUCGCUUAGCAAGUACCUCCAACGCAAGCUCUGGAAGCGCAUCAAUGGUGGCAAGCCGAGGAGGAAGAGGAGGCCUGAGGUGCGGUCGGCGUCGGGCGGCGGCGAGGUCCCCGUGUCGGUGGAGCUGAUGACUACCAGCUCGUGGUCGUCGUCGACGGUGAGGUCGCCGGAGGCGGUGGUGCGGGUGGUGAUGCAGGGCGGGGUGGUGGAGGCGUACGGCGGGGUGGUGCUGGCGUGCACGGUGAUCCGGAAGCAUCCGCCGGGGCUCUGCCUCGCCUACCCCGACGUGUUCCGCAAUCCGCACGGCGCCCGCGCCCGCCCGCUCCAGCCGCUCUUCCCCGGCGAGAAGUUCUACCUCCUCCCGGAGCGCACCAUCGAGAGGCUCCAGCGCCAAAUCCCCGAGAGCUCCGUCGGCGCCUUCGACAACGCCGACGAGGAGGAGGAGGAGGAGGAGGACACGCAGGAUUACAGCAGCGGCGCGGCAUCGUCGUCGUCGGAGGAGGAGGCGGCGUGCGACGACGACGACGGCGACGAGUGCGCCGCGCGGAGGUGGUGCUGCGCGAGGGAGUACUUCGAGGCGAAGGAGCGGUGGGAGGAAUGCCAGUUCAAGAAGAUGGUGGCGCGGGGGCUCGCCGUCGAGCAGAACACCGAGAAGGAGACGGCGAUGAAGAAGAAGAAGAAGAAUGGGAGGAGGAGGAAGAAGAAGAGGAACUCCGCCGCCGUGCCGUCGACGGGGUGCAGGACGUCGAGAGCGCCGGCGACGACGAGGAGGACGUGGGAACCCAGCCUGCCGUCGGUGGAGGAGGAGAGGGAGAGCUCACCUCCAUCAGAGAGGGGUUGAUCAGAUUCAGAGACCUUCUCUUGCUCCAAAUGGUCACGUAUUGUUUUGUUUUUUUGGUUGAAUCAGCUUCGACUGCAUGUCUUGCACUCACUCCAAUUGAUCAGAGCAGAUACGAUUCAGGUCGUGUGUUGUGAAUUGUGUAGCCAAUUGCAAAGUAGAAUGGGUUGUCAAAUCGAAUCUUCUUCUUCUUUU
Molecule: messenger RNA, 1490 nt
Organism: Oryza sativa Japonica Group (Japanese rice)
Lineage: Eukaryota; Viridiplantae; Streptophyta; Magnoliopsida; Poales; Poaceae
Source: RefSeq, a predicted model, not a curated record